Molecule: messenger RNA, 210 nt
Organism: Myotis myotis
Lineage: Eukaryota; Metazoa; Chordata; Mammalia; Chiroptera; Vespertilionidae
Product: chromosome unknown C12orf77 homolog
Exons: 2
Source: RefSeq, a predicted model, not a curated record
AUGUCGAAACUAGCAACACCCAGGGAGAUUUCCCUCCUAGUCAUAAAGGAAGCCGGCGGUGGAGCCAGAAAUAAUAUUCAAGUUCUGAAUCCACUAGACUAUGUCACCUGUCUGGUAAAUUAUACUCUUACUUCCUGUUCCAACUAACAUGCAGACUUCACUAAAAGAAACCCAAGAUGGGGCUUUGGCUUUUGGAUAUACUGUAGGUAG